Salvia splendens (bonfire salvia) is the source of this 1316-nucleotide messenger RNA. RefSeq lists its product as uncharacterized. The coding region runs from base 101 to 1084 and encodes 327 amino acids. The record is from RefSeq and is a predicted model, not a curated record. Lineage: Eukaryota; Viridiplantae; Streptophyta; Magnoliopsida; Lamiales; Lamiaceae. The transcript is spliced from 4 exons.
AGUAUACGUCAUCCCAUUCGAAUUCACACACCGAACGCGCACGACUGGAGCUUCAACUCGGGGUGUAAUGGUUGAGUAACAACACGGUACCGGAACUCGUAUGAAAGGCAUACAAGCAUCCGAGGGAACCCCGAGCUCUGCUCGUCGAAAAUUCCGCAAGGGUGAUCGAACUCGGAGGACGUGGACUGUUCGGGAAGAGGAAAUCUUGGUUGUAUCAAUGCUCGAACUCCUUGCUAGGGGAUGGAAAUCCAACAAUGGAUUUAGCUCAGGGUAUUUAGGAAGGAUUGAAGAUAACCUGCGUGUGGAAUUCCCAAAUACCGACCUCAAAGGCACGCCCCAUAUCACAUCCAAGAUAACAGCAUGGAACAAGAACUAUAUCAGUUUGACAAAGAUACUAGCGAGGAGUGGCAUAGGGUUCAAUUCGGAUGGAAAGUACAUGAUAGAAUGCGAUGAUGACCAAUGGGAGGCGAUCGUCCAGGCUGAUAAGGACGUCAAAGGAAUGCGGACAAAGCCAUGGCCAUUAUGGGAAACGUGGAAGGCCAUCUUCGGCAAGGAUCGUGCGAUCGGUGGAGGUGCUGAACAGGUUGAUGCUGCGGCUGAGCGGGUGCGUGCUAACCUCCAAGGUAGCAGUGAAGUCAAUGAAAAAGACUACCACCCAUUUUUUGAGGAUGAAGAGAUCAACAAUGUGCUUCCAAUGUCACAGCAAAUAAUGAAUGAAUCAAACAACUUGGGCAACAAUGACAAACAAACUUCCACCAACAAGUCCGGCUCUAGCAAGAAACGCAAACACGAGGAUCCUGAUGCAGCCCUUAUGGAGUUCCUCGCAAAUCUGCACUCUGAGACUAAUUCUCGUUUGGAGGUAAUUUCGGCUAGAAUCGGCUAUGAAUUUGACCUUGGAAAGACAAGACAAGAUGUUUUUGAUAAGCUUUGCACGGUGGAAGGCCUCACGCUUGCGCAACGUUAUCAACUAUGCAACAUCCUAGGCGAUAAAUCUCAGCGCCUGGAGGUAUUCAUGGGAAUGCCGGUGGGUGCACGUCUCGGAUACUUGUUGAUGCUAAUCAAAGAGAAACACAAUAGCUCUUGAAUGAUGGGGUUUAUGAUCUAUGUCAUGGCUAAUGUCCUUGUUGUUUUUUAUUGGCCUUCUAUGUGUAUACUUCGUAGUAAUGUCAUGCAUAUUUUGUAAGUAAGCAGCGUGCUUGUACUAGCAAGUGAAACUCAGAAGCCUGAAGUGUGACACACAUAUUUUGUAAGUAGCUAGGGAAUUAGCCUUUGAACUGCAACUCUAUGUAAUUAUUUUGGGACUUUUGGUCAAUCAU